AUGCAGAACCACAGCUUCCGAACGCCUUUCCAGCUGCUUCAUCAGUGGCUGCGAGACAACAACAGAGACAUAGGCUACCAGCAAGACCAGCCUGACAUCACGUUUCUCAAGGCAUACGGCUGCAGAGCCUAUCCCUUGACACCCCAGGCCCUUCAGAACAGACAGAAGAAGGACCUAAAGACCGACCCUCACACAGAAAUCGGUUAUCUCGUUGGAUAUGAUUCCACGAACAUUUUCAGGAUCUGGAUUCCGUCCACAUCAGAAGUCCGAAGGGUCCGAGAUGUGACCUUCAAUGAAAGCAUCUUCUAUGACGGAAAUGAUCAGCCACCAGAACCUAUCCCGCCGCGCGUGGAAGUACAGCUUCCAGCCCACAUCGAGGACGAGUCGGAUUACGAGGAAAUCCCCACUCAAAUCGAUGAACCUGAACCUGACCCCGUUGAGCAAUCUCCCUCAACCUCAGACCAAGGAGACGCCACCACGAUUGUGGUACAACCCGAACCAUCUGAUCAUGAGGACUCGGAUGAUCAGGAUGAGUUUCAUGACAUUCAGCACCCAUAUCCGACACCGGACCCCGGUCCGAGGUCAAUUCCACAGCUCUUUCUUUCUCGGCAGAGAAGAAAACUUCACAGACGACACCUUCCUCCCGAACCUACGACGUAUAAGGAACUUCGCACCCACAGAUUUGGUCCUCAGUUCAGAGAAGGAGCCCACGCCGAGUGGAAAGCACUCCAACAGAGAGGAACCUUCAGAGCGGUCCCCAGAGACCAGGUCACGGGCAAGCUUUUGCCACUUACCUGGGUCUUUAAGUAUAAGUUCGACAAGCAUGGCUUUCUUACAAAGUUCAAAGCCCGUCUUUGUGUUCGAGGAGAUCUUCAACAGCUGGGUGACAAGGACACCUAUGCAGCAACCCUUGCAGGACGUUCUUUCCGGAUUCUCAUGGCCAUCACCGCCAAAUUCGACCUUGAGACCCGACAGCUCGACGCAGUUAAUGCCUUCACAAACGCCCUCUUAGAAGACGAGGAGGAGGUCUAUAAGGAACUCACUGCUGCAUUCAGAGAGCUUGGUCUUACACAGUGUCCCGACGAACCCUGCAUCUUCCAGAACGACUGGCUCACUGUUUUCUUCUUCGUUGACGAUAUUGUUUUCCUCUAUCGCAAGGAAAACGAGGACGCAGCUGAUGAGAUGGUUGCAGCCCUCAAGAGGAAACCCAACAGGAAGCUUUGGCUAUGCCAAGACUCCUACAUUGAAAGGAUGGUUCAACGGUUCGACCUUCAACGGCGUGACCACUUCAGAGGAGCCCUUUCCCGUGCAACGAAGUCCAGCCGCACACAGGGCAGGCUUCUCCAGACCAAAUUCAGCUAUACCAGAGCAAAGUUGGAUCACUGA
Molecule: messenger RNA, 1386 nt
Organism: Hirsutella rhossiliensis
Lineage: Eukaryota; Fungi; Ascomycota; Sordariomycetes; Hypocreales; Ophiocordycipitaceae
Product: reverse transcriptase (RNA-dependent DNA polymerase) domain-containing protein
Exons: 4
Coding region: 1-1386 (461 amino acids)
Source: RefSeq, a predicted model, not a curated record